Messenger RNA from Coregonus sp. 'balchen', 1721 nucleotides. The record is from the annotation of a GenBank genome assembly. Lineage: Eukaryota; Metazoa; Chordata; Actinopteri; Salmoniformes; Salmonidae.
AUGGUAGCGGGACCAGAGGUACCUCCAGCUGCUGCCAGAUCCUGGUGCUUCCCAAGCUCUGAAUCCUGCCCUGGGACACCCCACCACUUCUCUGAGGCUGCUUCCCUUGGCAGAGCACACCCGGGGGAGGCGUGGGCGGGGGAGAUGAGGGCUGCUUGAAGAUCCCUGCAUUACCUCACCAGUUAAGGCAAGGGGAGGGAAAGAGAGACAGAGAAAGAGAGGGAUGGUUGGAGAGGGAGGACGUGGACCACGAUGCGCAGCAGAGAAGCUGUGACUGGAGAUUGUUAGAGGGGCUGGGUAGCUGCGGUCAAGAGCAGUCGAGCUCUGGGUCUCUGUUGGUCUUCAGUAGGGUGGCUGGGUAUCUGUUUGGGGCUGGUUGGUCUUCAGUUAGGUGGCUGGGGAUCCUGAAGUCUUCAUGGCUGAGAAGCAGCUGGAGGAUCUUAAGUCCAUCCCAGCAGAGCAGACAAGGAUGGAUCCACAGAACCAGUCCAGUCUGAGAACACCGCAGCCUGGACACAGACAGUCCACACGCAGGGAUCCUAAGAAGUGGGUAAGUAAAAUCUCUACAGAACCUGGAGGGAAUAAAGUAGACUUGUGGGCACUUCAGGGAUAUAGCUUGAAAGUAAUUGAAAAGAAACAGGUCAUCUCAGCUAUACUUGCUUCCAUUUAUGUUAAUUAGCUCUACAAAAUUACAUUGUGAAUUCUUUCUGAAUUACACAAUCUCAGCUAUACUUGCUUCCAUUUAUGUUAAUUAGCUCUACAAAAUUACAUUGUGAAUUCUUUCUGAACUACACAAUAUUUAGAACCGUCACGUUACAUAUUUGCUAAAUUAACUUCACACAUCAGAUCUUGUGGUAUGGAAACUGAUGUUAUAGUGCACUCUGAUGUUGUGUACCAACUUAAAUCUGUAAUUUGAAAUUCAUUGUUAUGACAUUCUUUUCUAAUUUCCUAUCUCCAUAUAAAUGACGGCUCAUUUACCAUGUAAUCAUAUAAGUGUCUCUGCUCCUCCUGCGUGGUCCAGGUGUGGUCUGGGUGUGUUAAUGGGGUGCAGCCCAGCAGGGCCAUGAAGUCCCAGCACUCCCCAGAGAACGCUGCCAGGGAGAGGAGCCGUGUGCGUAACCUCCGCCAGGCCUUCCACAGCCUACAGGCAGCCCUGCCCUCCGUCCCCCGUGACACCAAGCUCUCCAAGCUGGACGUCCUGGUCCUGGCCACCGACUACAUCGCCCACCUUACUGAGACCCUGGACCAGGGAGGGCCUCUGUCUGAACUCACACUACCCCCCAGGGCAGGGGGCUACCUCCACCCAGUCAAGGUUGGUGACAUCAAACUACCUGGGUGCUUAUCUUUUUAGUUCCUUGGUCAUCAUAGUUUAUAAAUCUGUUCAUCAUCAUCUCUUCGUGUUUCAUGUCAUAAAUUCAUGUCCAGACAUUCAGUUAAUAUCAGAGUGAAUUGUAGUGUAAUAAAAGGAUGUCCAUAGUAGGCAUCAAUACUUACAUUAUCUAUAUGACUAUAAUCUAUAAUUUGGUAUGUUUAUUAUAAUCAUACAGACUAACUAUAGUUGAACAUGUCUCCUGUCCUGACAGAAGUGGCCAAUGCGCUCCUUGCUGUACUGUGGGAGUGUAGGAGAACUUCUGUCAGCCAAUCAGACGCCAGCGUCAGGGGAGAAGGAGACACAUCCACUGACCCCUACCCCAGAGGUCAACAUGGACCGAUCUGUUUAG